Lactuca sativa (garden lettuce) is the source of this 813-nucleotide messenger RNA. RefSeq lists its product as uncharacterized. Lineage: Eukaryota; Viridiplantae; Streptophyta; Magnoliopsida; Asterales; Asteraceae. The record is from RefSeq and is a predicted model, not a curated record.
AUGACCGUGAACAAAAGCUUUACCAACUUGCCUGUUUACCUACAUAACAUUCAACGUACAAAUCCCUAUAGUUACACUUACAUUAAAACCGAUGUUUUGGAUCAGUUCCAACUAUGUUUUUUCGCUAUUCGAUGUGUGAUCAACGCAUUCUUAGGAUGUAUGCUUCCGGUCAUCUUCAUAGACAGUGUUCGUAUUCGAGGAGAGUAUCUUAAUUCAAUGUUCGUAGCAAUUGCUAUGGAUGGGAGAAAUAACACCACACCAAUUGCAUUUGGUAUUGGGGUGGCAAAUAAUGUUAACUCCUGCACUUGGUUCCUUAUGAGGUUGAAGGAUGCUAUCGGAGAGGGUAGGGAAGUUGCGUUCAUAACCAAUAUAGACGAUACCAUUACUUCUUUUGUGGGUCAGGUAUUCCCUGAUGCUUAUCAUGGUUAUUCGUCUAAGAGUGUGUUGAUUUAUUGUCGCUUAACAAUUGGUCAAAGAAAAAAUUUAGACUACUUGUUCUUCCAUGCAUGCAAAGUAUAUACCACGCAAGAUUUUGAACAAUCAUUUUCUAAAUUAAGUCAUGCUGCACGUGAGGUUCAUGUCAACAUCAGAAAUAAGAAAUGGGCAUGGGACUAUUUCCCUAAUAUACGUUGGAAUGUUCUAAACAUUAAUAUUCCAGAAUUCCCAUUGGUGUUAUCGGUAACGCAACACAAUGUACCGAUGAUAACGAUGAUUGAUACAAUUGUUCGGGAUGUUGAGCACCGUAUUCACCCCAUACACAUAGAUGGUCCUUCACAGGAGGAUGCAAAAGUCUCUACGAUGGAAAGCGACUAA